UUUGCUGAUGGUUACAACGUGAAGUUAAAGCCAGGUGUGUGUUGCGUAACGUGACCCUCAUGAGUUCUGCACAAAACUCCAAGGUCCAACUAUAGUUAGCGAUCUGCCCCGACCAGAGACAGUUCUUCCUGAUCAGAUCAACAGAUUAGAGCCAUUGGGGAAGAUGGGAGACUGGGGAUUCCUCUCAUCAUUACUGGAGCAAGUCCAGUCCCAUUCCACGGUGAUUGGGAAGAUCUGGAUGAGCGUCCUGUUCCUGUUCAGGAUCAUGGUUCUGGGAGCGGGUGCUGAAAGUGUCUGGGGAGACGAGCAGUCUGGUUUCAUCUGUAACACUCAACAGCCUGGUUGUGAGAACGUCUGCUACGACUGGACCUUCCCCAUCUCCCACAUUCGCUUCUGGGUUCUGCAGAUCAUCUUUGUCUCCACGCCGACGUUGGUCUACCUGGGCCACGCUAUGCACAUCAUCCAUAAGGAGAACAAGCUGAGGGAGCUGAUCUCCAGUCCUGGCGGGCCCAGAAAGCUUAAACAGCCUAAAUACAGCGAUGAAAAAGGACACGUGAAGAUCAAGGGGAACCUGCUGGGGAGCUACCUGACCCAGCUGAUUGUGAAGAUCCUCAUUGAGGCCGGAUUCAUUGUGGGACAGUACUACCUGUAUGGCUUUGUGAUGGUUCCCAUGUUCGCCUGCUCUAGGAAGCCCUGCCCCUUCACCGUGGAGUGCUACAUGUCCCGACCCACAGAGAAAACCAUCUUCAUCAUCUUCAUGCUGGUGGUGGCCUGCGUCUCUUUGUUCCUCAGCGUUCUUGAGAUUUUAUACUUGCUCUGCACUAGAGUGAGAUGUGGGUCCAAGCAUCGCGCUCACAGAAUCACCUCAGCAGAAAACCCGGCCAGCCUGUCGGGUCCGAGGUGGCCAGCCUCAGACGAAGCACUCAGGCAGAACAAGAUGAACAUGGAGAUAGAGAGCAACCACAGCAUUGGAGGAAGCCUGGACGGAGCCAAGGAGGAGAAACGACUACUGAGCGGCCACUAAAACCCUCAGAUCUCACCAUUUAAAUAUCAUUUAUUCUUUUAGGAUUCUGCCUUCUUGUUUAAAUGCAUUCCAGAGACUUGAACUAGUCAUCACAGCAGAAAAUUAAAAAAGAGCUCUGUUAUCGUUUAAUUAUGCCUAAAAUCAUUCCCAAAUAAACAAUAUACAGAGGCAUAUUGAUGUAUUAGUACAUUUAUUUUUUAAUAGAACUCUACUAAUGAACAAGUGCAAUAGUGAUGUAUUUCUAUUAUAGGUUGUAACUGAAUGUGUUUGGGGCCAGCUGUUGUUAAAUGUCUUCUUAAAGUGGUUUCAAUGCUCAUUUUCUUGAACGUGUCUAAAAGAAAAAUUGCUUUCUGAACUAUUAUGACAACGUUUGUGGCAGAGACAUUUUUUUAUGUUUUACAGUUUUUAAUAAAUGUUUCAAAUUUAA
Messenger RNA from Nothobranchius furzeri (turquoise killifish), 1451 nucleotides. It is a transcript of the gene gja13.1, whose product is annotated as gap junction protein alpha 13.1. NCBI's taxonomy places the organism in Eukaryota, Metazoa, Chordata, Actinopteri, Cyprinodontiformes, Nothobranchiidae. Gene Ontology annotation, molecular function: gap junction channel activity. The record is from RefSeq and is a predicted model, not a curated record. Gene Ontology annotation, biological process: cell-cell signaling. Gene Ontology annotation, cellular component: connexin complex.